Molecule: messenger RNA, 6459 nt
Organism: Euleptes europaea (tarantolino)
Lineage: Eukaryota; Metazoa; Chordata; Lepidosauria; Squamata; Sphaerodactylidae
Gene: PCM1
Product: pericentriolar material 1
Exons: 39
Coding region: 2-6208 (2068 amino acids)
Biological process (GO): cilium assembly; centrosome cycle; microtubule anchoring at centrosome
Cellular component (GO): ciliary basal body; centrosome; centriole
Source: RefSeq, a predicted model, not a curated record
GAUGGCAGCAGGAGGCAGUCCUUUCGAAGACGGAAUGGAAGAUCAUGACUUACCGAACUGGGGCAACGAGAGCCUUGAAGAUCGGUUGAACAAUACGAGUUGGGGUGGUCAGCCCAAGAGACCAAACAGAUCUUCAGAGAAAAAUAGGAAGAAAAUUGUUGGCGAAAGCGACACGAGAGUUACUAAUGACAUCUCUCCAGAAUCCACACCAGGAAUUGGACGGCGGAAAUCAAAGACCCCUCAUAGCUUUCCUCAUACUAGAUACAUGACCCAGAUGUCUGUCCCUGAGCAGGCAGAACUGGAAAAGCUUAAGCAAAGAAUAAACUUCAGUGAUUUGGAUCAGAGAAGUAUUGGAAGCGAUUCUCAAGGGAGAGCAACAGCUGCUAACAACAAACGGCAGCUUAAUGGAAACAGAAAGCCAUUCAACUUCCUGUCACUACAGAUUAAUACUAACAAAGAAAAAGAUUCCACAUCAAGUCCUCAGCCACAAGAAACGGGUGGAUCAUCACAAUACAAAGACUUACUUACAGCUGCCUUGAGUAAGGAUUUGUUACAGAAUUGUCCCAUUUCGAUUGAAGAAGAUGGAAGAGGCGAACCUGCUGUGGACAGUAGCCAGAUUGUAAGCCGAUUAGUUCAAAUUCGUGACUAUAUUGCAAAAGCCAGUUCAAUGCGGGAUGACCUUGUUGAGAAAAAUGAAAGAUCUACUAAUGUUGAACGCUUAGUGCAUCUCAUAGAUCAUUUGAAGGAGCAGGAGAAAUCUUACCUGAAAUUUUUGCAAAAGAUGCUUGCUAGAGAAAAUGAGGAGGAUGGUCGGACUAUAGAUUCAGCUGUGGGAUCUGGUUCUGUAGCUGAGAGCACAUCGCUAAACAUAGAUGUGCAGUCUGAAGUUUCAGAUACCACGGCUAGAGAUCCCCAGCAAGAGGCUACCGAAGAGCUGGCAAAUCUAAAGAAGCAACAUGAUUUACUGAAGAGGAUGUUGCAGCAGCAGGAGCAACUGAAAGCUCUUCAAGGGAGGCAAGCUGCUCUCCUUGCUCUGCAGCACAAAGCUGAACAAGCCAUCGCCGUCAUGGAUGACUCUGUUGUAACAGAAACUACAGGUAGCAUUUCAGGAGUGAGUUUAACAUCUGAGUUAAAUGAAGAAUUAAAUGACUUAAUUCAGCGUUUUCACAACCAGCUUCAUGAGUCUCAGGUUCAGCCUGUGCCAGAUAAUAGAAGGCAAGCAGAGAGUCUGUCUCUUACUAGGGAGGUUUCUCAAAGCAGGAAUUCUUCCCUGUCUGAGCAUUUGUCUGAAGAGAAGGCACAGCUCUUUAGUAAGAUGAUAGCACUACAGGGUAAAAAGCAAAAAAUGGACAAAUUGCUAGGAGAACUACAUACACUUCGUGAUCAGCAUCUUAACAAUUCAUCGCUAUUGCCUGUCACCGGCUCACCUCAGAGGAGUGCAGAUCAAAGAAAUCCCAUGUCAGCAGCUUCUGAAGUGGCAGCUGUCAAUGAAGAAUCUCACAGUUUACCAUCAUCUGUUGUGUAUCAUCGGGAUUCUGUAACCUCUCAGAACGAGAGUGAAGACGAUGAGCACCUAAACCCAACAGAAAAGCUACAGAAGUUAAAUGAAGUUCGGAAAAGACUGAACGAAUUGCGUGAAUUGGUCCACUAUUACGAACAGACCUCUGAUAUGAUGACUGAUGCAGUAAAUGAAAACACUAAAGAGGAAGAAGAAACUGAAGAUUCAGAGUGUGAUUCAGAGCAUGAGAAUCCCCAGCCAGUUACUAAUAUUAGAAAUCCUCAGGGAACCAGUAGCUGGGGAGAAAUAAAUUGCAACAGCAAUUUGCAGUGUGGGACUAAUAACCGAAAUGGAAGGCAUCUUAAUACGGCUUGCGAAAUAAACAACCGAUCUGCCAAUGUAAGAAUGCUGAACAUGCCCUCAACCUUAGACUGUCAUUAUAAUAGAGAAGAUGACGAAGGUGCAGAUAUACCACAAGGUGAGGAGGAUGGUGAGGCCGAUAGAGCCAGCGAAGCUUCUUUAUCCAGUCGCAGAAGCAGUGUGGCUGAUGAUGCUCCAGAAGAUGUGGAGUUUGAGCAGAAGAUUAACAGACUGAUAGCAGCAAAGCAGAAACUUAGGCAACUUCAAAAUCUUGUUGCUAUGGUACAGGAUGAUGAUGUAGAGCCAGAGGCUGCAGUGAGGGACAACAUGAGUGAAUUCUUUCUGGCUGAAGAAAAAGAAAAGCAACAACCGAACAACGUUCGAGCCAACACAAACAAAUCACAGAAAGGCAUGGGGCUGAAUGAAAAAGCAAGGGAAAGAUUCUAUGAAGCCAAACUUCAACAACAACAGAGAGAACUUAAACAUCUCCAAGAAGAAAGGCAGAAACUGAUAAAGAUUCAGGAAAAAAUCCAGGUGUUGCAGAAGGCUUGUCCAGAUCUUCAGUUGUCAUCUAGCCUGGAUAACUGUCUGGGUAAUGCUCCAACACCAGCAAUUAAUGAAAUCAGCACAGCAAGCAAUGCUGUGGUUCAACCAGAAGAACCAACUGGGACUGAAAACGAGAUGUGGUCUGAGAUACGCAGACAUGAGAUUUUAAGAGAGGAGUUGCGGCAAAGAAGAAAGCAGCUUGAAGCUUUAAUGGCUGAGCACCAGAGGAGAAGAGAAUUUGUUGAUUCUACACCUGGUGGUGCUUUAUCUGUGAGGAGUGAUGGAUCAGAGGCUCAGUGCACUCCUCAACAAAGCAGAACAGAAAAAACAAUGGCAACAUGGGGAGGGUCCACUCAAUGUGCUGUGGAUGAAGAUGAAGGCGAUGAAGAAGCUUAUCUUUCAGAUGGGCUUGGUCAAGCAGAAGAGGAAGAAGAACAAGACACUAGUUCCAAUGAGUUUUCCAUGUGUCCCAAUAAUGUAGAUCAAAGUCCCUAUUGUGCAAAGGAUGAUAAGGAGAGCUGGAAGAGUCCUCGUCCUCUUUCAACAGAUGGGAAUUACCGUCCUCUGGCUAAAGCUAGGCAGCAACAGAACAUCAGCAUGCGGCGGCAAGAAAAUCACCGCUGGAUGUCUGAACUUUCAUACGUGGAAGAGAAAGAACAGUGGCAAGAGCAGAUUAGCCAACUGAAGAAACAGCUUGAAUUCAGUGUUAAUAUUUGUCAAACUUUAAUGCAGGAUCAGCAGACUCUCUCCUGUCUCUUGCAAACCUUGCUUACUGGCCCAUACAGUGUGAUGCCGAGUAACGUUGCUUCACCUCAAGUGCAUCUCAUAAUGCACCAGUUAAAUCAGUGCUAUACGCAACUGACCUGGCAACAAAAUAAUGUUCAGAGGUUGAAGCAAAUGUUGAAUGAUUUGAUGCACCAGCAAGAGCAGCAGCAGAAGCAGGAAAGAACGCCAAAGAGAAAGAAAAGCAGCCAGGCACCGCCACCUCCAUCGCCAGCUGUGUUUUGCCCCUUCAGCUUUCCGUCCCAAACAAUGAAUCUUUUUAACAUGCCUGGGUUCACAAAUUUCUCUCCUUUCCCACCAGGUAUCAACUUUGGUUCGCUGUUUCCAUCUGGUUUGGGUGACUUUCGACACAACUGUGCUGCUCAAACCUGUGAACAGCAGCCUCAGCAACCACCCCUGGAACAUAACAGUACUGAGAAAGCUGAAUAUAUGGCAUUUCCAAAGCCCUUUGAAAGUAGUUCCACUGCUGUAGGAGAAAAGCCAAGAGUUCUGAGGCAGUUUGAAGAGGAAAUGGAGAAGGGUAGACUGGCUUGGAUAAAUGGCCAUCAGGAUGGAAGAAAAGAGAACCAUUUGUCCCUCAAUACUGGGUUUGCAGUGCCAGAACAAAAUGCCGUUUGUGGUAAUCACAAAAAUCAACCUGACACCAGCAGAAGAAGAGAAUUUGAUGAAGAAUCUCUGGAGAGCUUUAGUAGCAUGCCGGAUCCUGUGGAUCCUACUACUGUGACUAAAUCAUUCAAACCCAGGAAAGCAUCUGCUCAGGCCAGUCUGGCUUCCAAAGACAAAACGCCAAAGUCUAAGAAUAAGAGAAGGAAUACUUCCCAUUUUAAAAACAGACCUAAAACUAAUGGUUAUGAAAGUGCCAGUGUUUCUAGUACAUGUGAACCUUACAAGAGCAGUAGGAACAGACACUCAACUCGGAAGGAAGAAGGUAUCCAAGCGAAAGUAUUCAGUAUGAAAAAUCGGGAACAACUAGAAAAAAUAAUUAAAUACAGUAGAUCAUCAGAAAUGUCUUCAGCACAUGCUAGGAGAAUACUGCAGCAGUCUAACAGAAAUGCAUGCAUAGAAGCACCAGAAACAGGCAGUGAUCUUUCCAUGUUUGAAGCUUUGAGAGACACCAUUUAUUCUGAAGUAGCUACAUUAAUAUCUCAGAAUGAAUCUCGCCCUCAUUUUCUAAUUGAGCUUUUUCAUGAACUUCAGAUGCUAAAUUCAGACUAUUUGAGACAAAGAGCAUUGUAUGCUUUACAGGAUAUAGUAGCCAGGCAUACAUCUGAAGGCAACACAAAAGCAGAAUGUCCAAAGCCAAUGAGCUCAAAGGGAUGGAUAGGAUCCAAUUCAGAACUUACACCCAGCGAAAGCCUUGCAACUACUGAUGAUGAGACAUUUGAGAAGAACUCUGACCCAGGAGCCUGUAGAGAAUGUGAACAAAAUGAUGCAGACAAUGGCAGUAUUAUGUCCGUUUCUUCAAAUUUUGAACCCUUUGCAACUGAUGAUCUUGGCAACACUGUUAUUCAUUUAGAUCAGGCGCUGGCUCGGAUGAGAGAAUAUGAGCGGGUAAAAAUGGCAGCUGAAAGUAAUCUUGAUUCUGAAGAUGGUUGUAGUAAUAACCCCCAGGUUGCUUCUGCUUCUAAACUGGAAGGUUCAGAUAAAAUGGAAGGCCAUUGUGCAGAACAACCUAGUGAAGUAUCUGCUGUUCCUUGUCCACGAAUUGAUACUCAGCAGCUUGACCGGCAAAUUAAAGCUAUCAUGAAAGAGGUUAUUCCUUUUCUGAAGGAUCACAUGGAUGAGGUAUGUUCUACUCAGCUCUUGACUUCAGUAACGCGCAUGGUCUUGACCCUUACACAACAAAAUGAUGAAAGCAAAGAGUUUGUGAAGAUCUUUCAUAAGCAACUUGGCAGCAUAUUGCAGGAUUCACUGGCAAAAUUUGCUGGUAAGAAAUUAAAGGAUUGUGGGGAGGACCUUCUUGUGGAGAUUUCUGAAGUCUUAUUCAAUGAACUAGCCUUCUUUAAACUCAUGCAAGACUUGGACAACAAUAGCCUUACAGUAAAGCAAAGAUGUAAAAGGAAGAUUGAAGCGGAUGGAAUGAUACAGUCAUAUGCCAAAGAGGCAAAAAGGGCACUUGAAGGAGGAGCUUGUUCAUCUGCUGAAGAUAUCGAUGAAGAUAAGGAUAAAGAUGAAACUGAAACUGUUAAGCAAGUUCAUGAAGCUGAAGUAUAUAUCAGAGAAGAUCCAAAAAACAGAGGAUCAGAUGCUUCUGACCAGGAAGAAGAGGAAAGUGAACAUUGCCCCGUAUCCAUAAGCUUGUCUAAAGCAGAAACCCAGGCCCUAACUAAUUAUGGAAGUGGAGAAGAUGAAAACGAAGAUGAAGAAAUAGAUGAAUUUGAAGAAGGACCUGUAGAUGUCCAGACUUCCCUCCAAGCAAGCAAUGAAACUGUAGCUGAAAAUGAACAAGAGCAGGUUUCACAGCACAAAUUGGAGGAUCCAAAUGGCUGCGAUACUGAGUUGGCAUCUGUAAAUGUUGAAGGUGAUCAGAAUUUACCUGCUGUUGUGCCACCAUAUAUUAAUGUGUUGGAAGAGGCCCAGCGUUUACCUAUUAGAGCUGCUGAAGAUCUUAAUCCUAGUGCAGUAUUAACAGCAGAAGAACCAACCCCUUCAUCAGAAGAAAACAAAAAUCAAACAUCAGAAACUGUACACGGAGAAACCAAAUCUUCAUUAGGAUCUCCUGAAAGCUCUGUGGCUGGAAGUCCUGAUACAGAAUCUCCUGUAUUGGUGAAUGAAUAUGAAACUGGUUCUGGAAAUGUGAGUCAGAAAUCAGAUGAAGAUGAUUUUGUAAAAGUUGAAGAUCUGCCCCUUAAACUUGCAGUGUACUCAGAGCAAGAUAUAAUGAAGAAAAUGGUGGCAGAGGCCCAGACCAACGACAUUGCUGAGGAAAUACUAGCUGGUGAAGAAAGCCAUGGUGAAGAACUAGCAGGAGAUCCACAGAUGCUGAAAGAACCGGAGACUGCUGGAGCCCAAAGUGUGUGAAAAUAACCUCCAGAGCUUCUCCUUGGCCUACCUUCUGUGAAUGCAUAUAGAAAACUCCUCCUAAACGUCACAUGUUCUAAUCUGUAUAAAAAUGUAAAUUAGUUUUUUCACUGCCUCUUAGAAUAGGCCUGCUAACCUGCACAUAAAAGCCUAAACAGCUGAAACUGACUUUUCAGUCUUGCUGCAAAGUUCUUUUUCUGUCUUGCAUUUUUAAUGUAAUUUCAACAGUUUUAAAUAAAGUUUGACUUGUA